This is a messenger RNA of Drosophila ficusphila, 1129 nucleotides long. RefSeq lists its product as uncharacterized. NCBI's taxonomy places the organism in Eukaryota, Metazoa, Arthropoda, Insecta, Diptera, Drosophilidae. The transcript is spliced from 2 exons. The coding region runs from base 39 to 1031 and encodes 330 amino acids. The record is from RefSeq and is a predicted model, not a curated record.
UCAGUUCGAUUCAGGCAGUUGAAGUGAAAAGAUCGAAAAUGAAUAGCGCAUAUCUUCUGGCAAUCUGUGCCAGCAUUUUGCUGCUCCAACUGGAGAUGGCAGCAACGACAGCCACUGAAAGUGGACCCAGCGAGGCCCUUCAACAGUCGGCCAGGAUAAUGGGAUUGGACGAAGUGGGUUUGCGUGAGUUGUGGCGGAGCAGACAGCCGCUGGUUAUCAGGAACCUGAGUCCAACUGGAGAGCUGAUCACGGUGACCUACAAUCUGAGUCCGGAUGGCACUUCCCUUUCGAGGAGCAAGGUCACGGAGGGAUCACUUCCUGCCAGACUGGAGGAUAAUAGCCACGCGAAGCCGCAGGAAGACUGGGAGUACGUGCCCAAUCCCGAUCGUCAUGUCCGUCCGGUUCAGCAGCCCAGCUUCGGGACAACCAAUUUCGACUCUUUGUUCGGCAGCGGUUUUCCCAGAUCUCCGCUAUUUCCCGGCUGGGAGGUUCCUGCUGGGGUUACACCGCAAGUCACGACCAAAACCGAAGUGGACGGUCAAGGACGAAAGGUGACCACUACGACGAGGACUUAUAGUGGCACCCUCGAUCCAGGAACCAAUGUCUUCCGCCAGACAUUCCCCGAUGUUUCGAAGGGAUCGGGUGCCAUUAAUCCCGGCUUUGCACCGAGUCCGCCCAGUGCACUUUUCCCCUCAUCCAGAGCUGGACCCUUCGACACCAACUCGAUAUUUGUGACCCGCCAAAACGAACGCGAUCCUGUCUUCGUUCCCGUUGUGGAUUCAACCUCGACCACCCAGCGAACUUUGGUGCCCCUUCCCACGCUCUCGCCCUCAAAUAGCGACGGAAGUGACAGAACCAUAGAUGAUUUCUUGCAAAAGGUGGACCUCACUGCUUCGGACAUUGAGAACAACAACGGCGAGUUGGUCAAGACAAUCGUGGAUAGAAAUGGUCGAAUUCUGCAUGUCAAAUUUGUACUGAGCACCGUCAAGGGAAAUGGGGAGGAACUCAACCAGCAAGAACCCACCAAGUAAAUCGAAAGCUUUAAUCAAAUAAUACCGAGCUUUGUAAUACAAAAAUUACGCUGUUCAAUAAAAAAGCUUAUCAGCUGAGGCUUAGCUCACAGAUUAAA